CUCAUCAGCAUCUUCAGCCUCAGUCUUCUUGUCUACUCCUCUACUUCCUCCCUUAUUCAAUUCUUCGCCUUUUCCGCUGGUCGGUCUUUUAAACUCCUUAAUCCAACUUACUAUCAUAAACAUCAUUCACUCUUACAAAUCACUUCACAACAACAACAAUUUCAAAAUGCAGUUCACUACCUCCGCCAUCAUCCUUGCCCUCUCUGCUCUCGCAGCCGCCAUGCCUCAGGGCGCAAACGCCAACCGCCCCGUCCCCAACGGCGCGUGCUGUGUCGCAAACACGAGCUUGAAGCAGGAUGUGUGCAACGUCAAUGGUCAAACCGGUCGCUGCGUCCCUGACAGCGUCAACAACUGCGGCGCACAAUUGACUUGCAUCGAAGACAGCCGUCUCACCUGCGACCCCAACACUCUGGAGCGCGGUCGUCCUCUGUGCCGUCGCACUCCUGGCGCGUAAGCGCGUGAGUGCGUGAGUGCGAUGGCUAUAGAGUGAGAAUACCAAGAGAGAUUUGCACAUAUGUUUAUUAUACAAAGAUCAGUCCGAAUUGAUACGGGACAAGAGAAGUAGAGGCGUUGUGGAGAAGCUGGUGGUUACAAUACCGAGCCUAGAUGGCUGCCCUAUUAGCCUAUAUUGCGGGUGACAAUUGAAGAUGCUGUUCGACCU
Bipolaris sorokiniana ND90Pr is the source of this 661-nucleotide messenger RNA. RefSeq lists its product as uncharacterized. The record is from RefSeq and is a predicted model, not a curated record. Lineage: Eukaryota; Fungi; Ascomycota; Dothideomycetes; Pleosporales; Pleosporaceae. The transcript has 2 exons. The coding region runs from base 167 to 454 and encodes 95 amino acids.